Messenger RNA from Orbicella faveolata, 2652 nucleotides. Its product is annotated as beta-2 adrenergic receptor-like. Gene Ontology annotation, molecular function: G protein-coupled receptor activity. Gene Ontology annotation, cellular component: membrane. Lineage: Eukaryota; Metazoa; Cnidaria; Anthozoa; Scleractinia; Merulinidae. Gene Ontology annotation, biological process: G protein-coupled receptor signaling pathway. The record is from RefSeq and is a predicted model, not a curated record.
AUUGUAAAAUUUUAGAUUAAUAAAGAGAAAUUCUCUAGAGAAUAUCACGUGAUCUGUAAUGGAAGACAAACCGCCCAAGCAAAGAAGUCUAUUUGUGACAAUUUUUAUUGUUUCAACACUCGGAGUAAAAUGAUUAAUUUGCAAGGAAUCUGUUAGGGUGGCUUUGCUUCGAGUAGUCACACUGCAAAAAAAGUGUAAAGAAAAAACAUUUGUGGCAGAAACAACUAUUCUUUAAAACGCCAAGCGAAGAAAUAACACCUUUAAAUGACUAGAUAAUUUCGUGUUGAUCAAUUAAUAAUUCAAAGAGGAGAGCCCUCUAACAACAUGACAGGUGGGAGAGAAUACAUUAGAAAGCAUCAAUGCGUUUUAGCAAUCUUGCCUUCUGUUUUUUAAUUAACACUGACAUGCAAUUCAGUGUUUCCAUUGUUAGGCGUUUCGAUGUUUAGGCGGCUAAGAAAACCAAUUGUCUAAAGACUGCUGUGUCAUACCUCUAUCAAGACUUCACAAUGAGCUCUCUUCCAUCUGCAGGAAGGAUCACAAUUCAUUAAAGUCACGGAGAACUAUAGAAUCGAGGGAAACUGGCCAUUAUUUUGUUGCGAGAACCGCUGGAAGAAGAUUCAAAGCUUUUUUCGACAUCUGACGUGUGUGAACUGAAAUGGUUUCCACAACCGCAACCGUGACCGGCGAAAGAGCGAAUGUUUCAACAAUAGCUUUUACUUCAAGAGAAACGAGUGAUAAUGAAGAAGUAACUUCCUUGAGUCCACUUGCAAUUGGUUUAAUCCUCGAAUCAGGCAUUCUGGCAGUAGCCCUCGGAAAUCUUUUGGUCCUCCUUUCAUUGAAGUUCCAAAAACAUUGGUUGAUCACAGAUGUUCUUCUUCUUUCACUGUCAACGGCUGACUUCGUCGGGGGAGCUUUCGCUCUUCAAAUUGUCAUUUUCAUGAAUUAUUUCCUUCUGCAGAAAUGGACAGCGUUCAACUGCGGCUUGUAUAUUGUGGUAGUGCAUUCACUUCGCUUUGCUUCUGCGGGAACAGUGACACUUAUGGCAAUCGAUCGAGCGUUUAUGAUCUUAAAGCCGUUUAAAUAUCGUACAACCAUCACAACUUCAAGAGUAAAGAAACUCGUUGUAUUCACUUGGGUCGGCGCUAUUUUGUUCGCAAGCUUGCCGUUUAUGGGAGUCGGAAAAUCGGGUUAUAAAGAUGGCAAAUGUCUUUAUCAUUUGACAGACUUGGGUAACACGUACUCAGUACUUAUUCUAACCGUGUCGUUUCUCUUACUAACAUCAGUGUUAGUUUGUUACUUUGCAAUUAAAUCUUCAAGUACAAAGUUUAUUCAACGGCAGACAAGAAUGGACAUUAAAAACAAGAGCGCUGGAACAGACGCGACUCGCGGGUCGAGUCCCAAGGUGCCCGGGUGCGAGAAGCCAAAGGAAAGACGGAAAAGCAACCCCUCAGGUGUCAGGGAGAUUCAAAGACUGUCGCGUAUGAUGGCUGUUGUUGUUUUUCUCUACUAUAUCAGCUGGCUGCCCAUGUUGAUCAGCAACAUCGUAACCUUGGCAACAGACCGGAGGUCUAGCAAGCUUGUCGUGCUUCUCACAGGAAUGGUGUCUCUUAUCUACGCCCUGGCAAACCCUAUCAUCUACGGCAAAAUGAGCAUGCGCUAUUGGUGGGCCUACAAGCGUGUGUUUGGAGCAGCGUGUGGGGUUUGCAAGGAGAAACCAAGAUCUUGGAGCAUUUCAUUUUCAACCAAAAGUACAAGUCGUUCACGGACUCUGACAAAUCCACAACUCCCCAAGGAACAAGAGUUCCACGAAAACGGCAUCAACAACGUACGGUCUGGGGACCAAACAACCGCGCAUGGGCAAGCUCAAGGCACCUCUGAAGUGCAGCCUAGUCGUGUGAUAGAAGGCUCAGAUGACAUCACAGAUGGUGUCGUUGUUGAUUUCCGUAGUGAGAGAGACAGUACAUUCAAUAGUGAAGUCACAAACAAAGAAGAGGCAAACAGUUCUUUCUUGUCAAAUGAUUUGUUACUCUAAGAUAAGACUAGAAUUGUUAACUGGACUUUUUCAGUAUAGCGUUAUAUCUUUAUACAUGGACGACUUUGGCUUAAUUAAUGUUCGACUGUAAAUAGUCGUUGUUUUAGACAGUAGAGCGAAGCGCGAGCCAGUGGAAUUCAGAUUGCCUCUACUUUCUAGACUAUGUUUGUUUAAAAAAUGCUAAGCAAAAUUUCCUCGGCCUACUCUGGACAUUUCCGUUCGGACUAAGACUAGGUAUCAGUUAAGCGUUGCAGAACGCCUGGUGUCAAUUGGUUAUUUGAGAAAUCGAAAGUGGCUAGCGUGGUCUGUACUCUUAUCGGCAACGAUACGCGUCAUCACAGUGGUCAAAAUGUUGUGGACUCACGAGGCUCACAAAUUUUGGAGGAAAACAGCAAAUUUUGCAGGAAUCUCAGUGACCAAUCACAAACACGGACUUAAUUUUCAACUGACAUCAUCAUUUCACCAGAAGAAGAGAUGGGCUCCUGAUGUAAGGUAACUCCCUUUUCUUCCUUGCCGAUGUGCGCUCAUGUAGACCGGAACUGACCUGCUUCGCGGGAAAAGAAGCCUAAAAAUAGAUCGCUCUGUAAAAAUGCCAUAACAUAGGUUUAGUAUGUUAGUUG